AUGACAACUAUUUUCAACGGAAAUUUAAAAGAGGGAGAUGAUUUUGAAACGUCUUCGAUAAAAAACAAAAUGGAUAAAUUGGAAGAGGUAAUAUCAACCUGUGACGAUCAAAUCUCGGCAAAUGAAGCAUCCAUCAAGGAGAAGGAUAACCAAAUUGCUAUUUUGGAAUCGAAAAUUAAAUCCAAUGACAUUCAAUUAAAGGAGAAUGUCGCGUUAAUUGAAGAAAGCAAAUCGCAAAUUGGAUCACAAGAGUCGACAAUAAGAAGACUGGAGCAGACAAUUGCAGAUUUAAAUUUAAAAUUGAAGCAAAGAGAAAUCAAAAAACAAUUGACACAAAGUGAAAAGGUUAUUCGUAUUUAUAUACCUUAUGGAACGACGGCUAGACUAAUGCAAGUACCUGGCAUUGAACCAUUUGAGCCAACUCUAGAUGAUAAGAUUGCUGGCAAUGGCUGGAUUGUCAUUCAGCGUCGAUUUGAUGGCAGCGUCGACUUCGAUAGAGACUUGGCCACUUAUCACAAAGGCUUCGGCGAUCCCCACGGCGAGUUCUGGCUAGGACUGGAGAGGAUGCAUCGAAUUACAGUUCAUCAACGGCAUGAACUCUAUAUUCAUAUUGUCGAUUAUGAGAAUGAGACACACUAUGCACGUUACGACAAGUUUUUAAUUGGUUCCAAAGACGAGGAAUAUCAAUUAAAGUCACUCGGUAUUUAUUUCGGAGAUGCAGGCGAUAUGAUGCGAAUGAGCGAAAAAGUAAAUUUCUGGGUUUGCCCAAAAUAUAAGAAUGGAUGGUGGGACUUGAAAAAAUCAAAUCCAAAUUGCAAUCUAAAUGGAAAGUAUUCUAAUACCCAAGUUAAUGAUUGGCACUAUCUAUAUUGGGGACUGGGCAAAUGGGGAAAGGGGCGAAAUCAUAUUAAAUCUGUUCAAAUGUUGAUAAGACCAAAAAAUGAUUGAUUUCUGUAAAACAAAUUGUUUGUUAAACAUUUUCAAAUUAAAUAUAAAUUAAUAAAGUUUGUCGAAUACAAACAUGACCCAUCAAAUU
Drosophila albomicans is the source of this 1036-nucleotide messenger RNA. RefSeq names its product angiopoietin-2-like. The transcript is spliced from 2 exons. Bases 1 to 948 code for a protein of 315 amino acids. The record is from RefSeq and is a predicted model, not a curated record. Lineage: Eukaryota; Metazoa; Arthropoda; Insecta; Diptera; Drosophilidae.